Messenger RNA from Harmonia axyridis, 2710 nucleotides. RefSeq names its product putative leucine-rich repeat-containing protein DDB_G0290503 (gene qtc). The record is from RefSeq and is a predicted model, not a curated record. The transcript is spliced from 9 exons. Bases 304 to 2100 code for a protein of 598 amino acids. Lineage: Eukaryota; Metazoa; Arthropoda; Insecta; Coleoptera; Coccinellidae.
CGUGGUGAUGAGAGAUUACGUACUAUAAAAUAGUGAUUAUUACAAAAGUUAACGUCACGUUGUAUACCCACCUGAGCAGCGAAAAUAAUAGGAUGUUAUGAAACUGAAACUGUAUUUCGACUUGUAGAACCAUAAUAGAGAAGUUAUUUUGUCGGUGGAACUCCACUUUCGGUGAUUUAUUAAGAAACAGCAAAGAUUCCUUGCGUGUCAUGUUGCGGUUCAGUUUUUAUGAAGAACUUCUGGAUUUCUCCAGUAUUGCUGUGCUUUGAAUCGAGCGAAAAAAAAUCCACCGGACCAUAAACAAUGAGCGCUACAAUGUUCAUACCCAGAAAUGAUCACAAUACCCUGGGAGUGGACCAUUCUUCCAGAAUUCCAAUUUCAAUGUCCCCCCUGCCCCUGAGAAGAUCCCACAGUCUGAGACUACGCGGGGAGAAGACCUCCCAAAACCACAUUCGUUUCUGUGACAACCCUCCGUCCAAACUGGGGAAUGGGGUGCCCCAAGACCUGGGGUGUUCAACCCCUUCAAAUGGCAUGGCGCACACGCGAUUGCAAAAGGUUCCUGCUGACCUGCGUGAAGUCAGAACCUCUCAUCUGUUAUCCAGGAAGUUGGUUGAUGGUUGCAAUCACCUAAAGACGGAUUUUCGUAGUUCAAGUACCCCUAAGGGGGUACCAAGCCCCCACACGCCAAGAACUAAGACCCUGUCUUUAUCCCUCUCCACUACUAAACUGCAUAAUCAGAAGUCGCCAACGAUAUCUUUGCCUUCAACUACGCCACCUACAUCUCCUUAUGGUACUAAUCAUUCUAACCUAAAUCAUGACUGGGACUCAGAAAGUCUAGGCAGUACAACCAGUAACCUAAGCUUGUCGUCCUGUGAUCAUGCUGCUAUAGCAAGAAAUGGUACUACCUUCUCUGGUAGGAGUAUGAGAUAUAUAUUCCACUGCAACCAAAAUGCUGCAGUGUCCGGUGAAGAAUAUCUGACGCCUACUCAAAGAGCUCAUCGCCAAAUCAAGAAACUCAAGAGCCUGCUACACCAAGCCCAAAUAGAGCUAGAGCAGAAAGACAGCGACAUACUGAAGCUUACAAAAGAAGUGGUGGAGUUGAGGCUUUACAAAGCUGCAAUAUGUUCACCAGACGACAGGUCGAAUUCUAGUGAUGCUGUAACAGUUAGGGAAAACAAUUCUGAUGAGCAAAUAACACCAGAAGGUGUUAAUGGUAAUGGAAAGCUUCCGAACUGUUUAGAUUCUGGUGGAUCCCACAUUGAUUCCGGACAUUUUGAAGAUUUGAAUAGAAGCUGUACUCCGGAGAGAGUAUCGUUCGAUGAAAGUGAUAGUAUUCAGUCUCCAGAAAAAUCAGAUAAAGCGGUAGAAACCUGUGAUUUUGGUAUACCAAGUAGUUCAGAGCAGAAGUUGAUUUUAGAGUACGAAAAAAGAAUCCAAGAACUAAUUAAAAUCCACGAGGAGGAGAAUUAUCAGAUGAAACAAAAACAAAAUGACAAAAUAGAAGAACUCCUUGCAAGAAUAGGUGAUAUUAACCAAAGGUAUUGGCAAGUAGUUCCUGAACUAGAGGCAGCCAAAGAAAGGAUAAAAGAUUUGGAGAAGCAACUGGAGGACAGCUGUCAAAAGUUAGAAGAUUUAGAAGCCAAAAGAAAAGAGUCUUAUGAUGAAAUGUGCAAGCAACAUGGUGCUGGAACAUCAAAAUUAACAGUUGAUUCUCAGGUUAUGGAUAUAGCAAAACGUAAUCCAUCCAGAUUGUCAGUUCCUGAACUUCUAGAAGAGCUUCAAGUAACCAAAAAUGAACUAGAAAAUCUGAAGGAUACUGAGUAUGCAUCGACGUCUAAGAACUUGCAACCAUUGCUAAGUGCUAAAGAAGCCCUAUCUUUAUGGGUUCUUGGCGCAAGAAAGGCAAUGUACCGUCAACUGAUGGAAGCCAAGAGCAAAAAUAAAAUAGAUCCAGAGAUUACACUUCAGUUCUUGAAAUCUGCUAUCUACUAUUUCUUAACAGAUAAAGAAAACACAUCUGGUCAUUUAAAGGCUAUACAAAGUAUUUUAGGCUUCAGUCAAAAUGAGAUAACCAACAUUGACAAAGCCCAGUUUCAGUAGUAUGAAAGAAGUCAAGAUGAAAAAGCCAAUACUGAUAGUUUCUAAAAGUGAAAAGGAUGCCUUUAAAUUGAUAGUUAGUUACAUUAAAAUUUUACGAAGCAUUUGUAGAAAUUCUCAACAAUACAAAUAGAAUGGAAAUUCCUAUGGAUGAUGACUGUUUCGAAUUGCCGAAAGUAUCUUCUAAUUUUUUUUAAAAAGGCUUCAAUAUUUCAAAUUAUAAUAUACAGAUAGGUAGAAUAUAACAGUGGUGCUAACUUUCAGAAAAUUAAGGGCAAAAUAUUCUGUCCGAUCAUUGGUUUUGUAAUUUUUAUAGCUUUAUGUGAUAAUGUGGCACCUAAAUUUUCCUUGUUUAUUUUAACACUAUACUAGUUUUUGUGCAGGGUAACCUAAGGUGUUGUAUGAAUGUAUUGCCAUCCAUAAAAUAGAAUAUUUACAAUGAAAUUUCAGAGAUAAAGUAGAUAUUUUCGAUAGUCAAGACUGAACUGAAUGGUUGUUCAAGUGAACUUGACCCUGUAUACAUCAAAUUUUUCCUUAAUAUUUCUAGAAUCAAUUCGUCUAUAUUUUAUUCAAUGGUGUUGUAAAAUUUUAAAAAUUAUAUUUAAAUUCUGAA